AUAUAUAUGUAUGUAUAUUUAUAUAUAUCAACAAAGGCUCACAUAAUUCCCUUGUUCCAUCAAGACAUUUAAACCGGCUGUUGACAUUUUUACGCUAACACCGAUAUCGUUCCACUUUUGAAGAUCCACUUUUUAUAAACAACACACAAGCAGUCACGUAUUUCGUCAGUUAUGGCUUCGAAUAUCAACAUAUCUAUAUUACCGCACGUCGCUACCAGACUAUUUUUCCUCGUUUUAUUUGAUGUAGCUGUAGUUAUUGCCUUUCUCGAUAUCGACGAACUCAAGUCGGUACACUAUGGUAUUGAGAUAUCGAAAGAACCAAUUUUAUUACCUCAGGAAACCCUACCAACGUCAGUUCAUCUGAAGUCAAAGUAUGGGCAACAGUAUCACUGCAACUACCCUGAUCAUCAUGAAUAUGAAAAACAAACUGAAGAUAGUGAAAGAGUUGCCAUGGAGACUGGCAUUCCUGAACUACUGAAGCCAUUAGCUAAUAAGUCUUGUUUAUAUAAGACAAAAGAUUGGUGGACGUAUGAGUUCUGUUACGGCAAAUACAUCCGGCAAUAUCACCUAGAAGGUAACCCUAUUGAAAACCCUCCACAACAAUAUACCUACUUAGGAUAUUUUGAAUCUGAAUACAAAUGGGAAAACAGAACUAAUGAAGAGAUUAUAUUACGGAACAAACACCUGCAGAAUCGAUACCACAGCCAGUGGUAUGUGAAUGGCAGCAGAUGUGACUUAAGUGGAAAAAAUCGCCGGACUGAAGUGCGAUUUAUGUGUGAAAAGGACACCAUUGAUUAUGUUGGACGUAUAGAUGAACCUGAGACAUGUGUGUAUAUGUUGACAGUGUACACUUCAAUUAUUUGCCACCAUCCUUAUCUCAAACCUCCAACACCCAACAAACCUGUACCAAUUAUAUGUAAUCCUGUUCUGGCCCAAGAUCAGUUUGAUAAAUAUUUAGAACACAAGCAAAAUGAAGAAAAAAAGAAAAUUGAAAAAAUCGAAGAACAGAUAGAAGAAUUGAAAAAUGUUGAUUCCACAAAAGAUGCAUCAUUAACAGGAAAUGGCAAAGAUGUCGACAUAAAGAUCAUCAUCAUUGAAAACCCGGCAGCAUACAAGGAGAUGCUGUCCUUGGUGGAGAAGUCCCUCUCAAAGGAUGCUCCUGUUGAUGGAGCAACAUCCUCAAAAGUGUCUGGCUCUGACAAAACACAACACUUAGCUAAGAGCAAGAAGCGUACCUGGCCAUUUCUGUUGCCAAAAAAGAGCAAAAGUGCUAAAGGUGAUAGAGGAGAUGAAGAAGAGGAGGAAGAAGAGGGGAAAGAUAAAGAAAAAGACCAGGGAGGAGAGGAAGAAGCAGGCUCAAACAUGGAGGCAGUGAAGAAAGAAGAGAAGGAAGAAGCAGUGGAAAAUAAUAAAGGUGAUAGGGACAGUAAAGAGGAAAGUGAUUUCCUCCAACAUGCUUCUGAAAUGGUUGAAAAAGAAUUGAAUGAUAUCCUUCAAAGUGAAAAACACCAAGAACCACAAACUGAAACUGAAAAAUGGAUGUACAAUUAUUUAGACAAAGAGAUGAAGAAAAUCGAAAAUAUGAUUAAAGACUAUUCAAAAUAUGUAAAAAAUGUUGGUGAACAAUUUUCCAUGGAAUCUGAUGCUAAAGAGGAUUCAGAAAGUCAUUCCUCAGAAACAGAUAACCUGCAUAAAGACCCUUUAACUGACACAAGCUCUGCAAAUGAUGCACCCUCACCAUCCUCAGAUCCUGAUGGGGUAACACCAGCUGCUAGUGAUGAAGAGCAAACAGACAAACUAUCUGACAGUGCAACAGAUAAAGAAGCUGACAAUAAUGUUAAAGUCCGUGUAAGUAAACUCGGGCAGGGCGGACUCUUGAAUGAUGAAGAAGAUGUAAUGGAUAAAGAAAAUAAUAAACUAGAAGAAUCUGUUAAAGAAGGAUUAGAAAAAGCUGGAAUACAACUAUCAGGUGAUAAAGUAAAAGUACGAAUUUUCUCUACCGGUUUCUCUGGGAAGGACACAAUCAAGAUCUCAAAGGAAGAAGCAAAUGCUGUGAAGAAUAUGGUAAUUACUGUCUUGAGCGACAACCACCAACUUCUGAAAGAAAACGAAAAACAGAAACAGCUGGAAGAAAAUUAUUCGUUUGUGUGGAAAGACGGUGGGAAAAAGCAGCAGUCACAGAAGGAAACUCCCAAAUCAGCCACGUAGUUAUUCACUGAAGAGGAAAGAAAUUUCAACAUUGAGAAAUACUGCAACAAUAAAAUUAACAACCACCUCAGCAACAACAACAAUGACAGCCACUGCAGCAGCAACAACAACAACAACAACAACAACUGUGUCACUAGUAGUAGUAGCAGGAGCAGCAGCAGCAGUCACAACAAUAGAAAUUAUUACUUAAUUGCUACACCUUGUUCUCCUGCUCAGCCCUUGGUCAUGAAUAUAUAUACAUAUAUAUAUAUAUAUAUAUAUAUAUAUAUACAUACAGAGAGAGAGAGGGGACCGACUGGGCUCCCUUCCUUUCUCUUACCUUAUUUCUUUUACCUGUACUAUCACUUUCUCUCUCUCUCUCCCUUACAGACUGAUUUUUUUGUUACACUCAAACUCUUUUCAGAAUCUGUCCAAUAAAUACAAUCAUAUUAUAUACACAUAUACUCUCUUACACACACACACACACACACACACACACACACACACACAUUCUCUGUCAUUCCCGUAUAGACAUGCUUCCCUCCUCUUUGGAUAGUACAGAUAUACAUGUGUUCAUGCAUGCAUCACUGUGCACACAUGUAUCCAUGUGCACAUGGAUAUGUAGACAGAUAUGGAUGUUUUCAUGCAUGCAUAUCUGUGCAUCUGUAAGACAUACAUACAGUUCUUCAUUUUUUCUGUGUCACACACACACUCACACACACACACUCACACACACACACACACACAAUUUCCGCCUAAAUUCUCUCUCAAACACAUACAUAAUUCAAUGUCUCCAUGCUUACAUGCAAACAGACAUGGCAUAUUUACAGACCAUGUACUCUAAACGUCUUCAUGCACUUUCCUGUUCUAAAUGACAUACUCUUCUCAGCCACUCCACACCUUUCGGUCCUCUCUCUCCCUCUCUCUCUCUCUCUCUCUCUCUCUCUCUCUCCUCUCUCGUGCCUUAAUGUACAGAAUAUAACUUUUGUUUUUCUUUACUACUCAGAUGUUGAAUUUAAUAUAUUUCAAGAAAAAGAAAUUAAACGUAUACAAACACACACACACACACUCAUUGUGAGAGUGUUUGCACAUACACCUUUAUAUGCUUACAUACACGUAGGCAUAUAAAUGUGUGUGUGUAUAUAUAUACAUAUGUACACACACACACACACAUGUAAGCACUCGUGCAUAUAUACAUAUUCAU
Molecule: messenger RNA, 3391 nt
Organism: Octopus sinensis (East Asian common octopus)
Lineage: Eukaryota; Metazoa; Mollusca; Cephalopoda; Octopoda; Octopodidae
Product: protein OS-9
Exons: 14
Coding region: 172-2208 (678 amino acids)
Biological process (GO): retrograde protein transport, ER to cytosol; endoplasmic reticulum unfolded protein response
Cellular component (GO): endoplasmic reticulum lumen
Source: RefSeq, a predicted model, not a curated record